Molecule: messenger RNA, 1323 nt
Organism: Mercurialis annua (annual mercury)
Lineage: Eukaryota; Viridiplantae; Streptophyta; Magnoliopsida; Malpighiales; Euphorbiaceae
Product: UPF0613 protein PB24D3.06c
Exons: 9
Coding region: 141-1208 (355 amino acids)
Source: RefSeq, a predicted model, not a curated record
UAAUACCCAAAAUUGCAUAUUCAGGAAAACUAUAGGGGCUCUUUUUUCUUUCUCAAAAAAUACAAUUUCAGAUCUUCUUCUACAGAAACGAAAUGCACGACAAUGGCGACAACUUCUUAAUUACAGUAAAACCUUGAUAAAUGAAACUCUCGUUAUCAUCUCCUAAGCUAUCCUCUACCUCUCCAACCGCAACUUCCACUCCCACUUCAUCUACUCCGGCGUCUUCUUCCUCUUCUUCAGCUGCUUCAUGGUUCUCCGGCAUUGUUCGCGGCCGCUCUGAUCGAUCUUCCAGUCUCAAAAUGGCCGCCAAUCCAACCGCGUUUGAUAAUUUAGGUCCAAUCAAGGGUAAAAACCAGUUCCGAGGUGUUCUUUUUAAGUACGGACCCAAGGCUAUUCAGGUUGCGUUUAAAACAGGUGAACAUAAACAACAAGUGGUUAUAAUUGGUGGACUAACCGAUGGGUUUCUUGCUACUGAGUAUUUAGAACCUUUGGCAAUUGCUUUGGAUAAGGAGAAAUGGUCGCUUGUUCAAUUUCUUAUGUCAUCAUCCUAUAGUGGAUAUGGAACUUCCUCCUUGCAACAAGAUUCCACGGAGAUUGAUCAGCUCAUAAGUUAUUUGAUCAAUAAAGAAAAUUCUGAGGGCGUGGUUCUACUCGGGCAUAGUACUGGUUGUCAGGAUAUUGUGCAUUAUAUGCGUACCAAUGCUGCAUGCUCCCGAGCAGUUCGUGCUGCCAUUUUGCAGGCUCCAGUUAGUGAUCGGGAGUAUAAUGCAACUCUUCCUAAAACAGCUGCUAUGAUUGACCUAGCUUCAACAAUGAUUGCAGAAGGCCGGGGUUCAGAACUAAUGCCUAGGGAAACAGAUCCGUCUUCCCCAAUUACUGCUAACCGAUAUAACUCCCUCUGUGCCUACAUGGGUGAUGAUGACAUGUUCAGUUCCGAUCUUAGUGAUGAUCAGCUGAGAAUGAGACUUGGGCACAUGUCCAACACCCCUUGCCAGGUUAUCUUUUCGAUGGCUGAUGAAUACGUUCCAGAGUAUGUUGAUAAGAAAGCAUUGGUUGAAAGAUUGUGCAAAGCGAUGGGUGGUGCUGAGAAAGUUGAAAUUGAGCACGGGAAUCACUCUCUCUCGAACAGGGUCGGUGAAGCUGUACAGGCGAUUAUAGAUUUCGUUAAACGAGAAGGACCUAAAGGCUGGGAUGAUCCUUGGAACUAAAUACGGUGCCAUUUUUUGCCUUGCAUUCUUUGUUUUCCUGCUUUCGUUGUUGCUGGUUUUUACUGUUACAUAACCUAUUUUUCCAUAUAAUAGAAGGUGGGUGUAUUUCCAAACA